Messenger RNA from Ornithorhynchus anatinus (platypus), 2507 nucleotides. It is a transcript of the gene RNF214, whose product is annotated as ring finger protein 214. Lineage: Eukaryota; Metazoa; Chordata; Mammalia; Monotremata; Ornithorhynchidae. Bases 59 to 2344 code for a protein of 761 amino acids. The transcript is spliced from 15 exons. Gene Ontology annotation, molecular function: ubiquitin-protein transferase activity. The record is from RefSeq and is a predicted model, not a curated record.
GGGUUUGAUUUUCGCAGGUUCUUCCCCGCCCGGAAUUUGCCUGCACUCAGACCGCGCGAUGGAGUCCGAGCCGGGCAGCUGGGCAACCCCGGCACUUGCUUCUCCAGAAUGCACGGUUGCUUCGGGUGACGCUGGACCAGGAGAAAGUCUCCCUCGUGUCCUCAGGGAACAAACCACGGGACCUGUCAGGCAUUUAUCAGCUCGUACUUUUGGCAGUUCGCUAGAUCCGGCCUCGCAGGAAGACGAGAUCUUGUCUCCGUCCCCAGCAGCCAGCAAUCCAGCAGUGACCGGCGAGAAGGCCCGAGAUGUCUGUUUAGAGGGGACCAAAACGGCUCCCGGCGCUGCGCCCCGGGACGCCUCUCCAACCCCAAAGAACCGGGGGACGAGAGAGGACUUAGGGACCACCCCUCUCGGACAUCCCGGCGGCGAUUCUUCAGGCUUUCAGACGGAGUCCGCCACCGGUGAUGAGGUGGGCCAGUCGGACCCGGGCAGCCCGACGGGCGAAGAGAGGCCCGCCUGCCCUGGGGAGUGCCCGCGGCCAGCUUCUCUGGCCACCCAGGCGGGGGAGGCUCCGGCCCACCAGCACGCCUCCAGAAACUCUCUGGAAGAUGGACUGCAGGCCCCCGGCCCUCUGGACGGCAGUGGGGACGCAGGCUUGGGCUACGGGCCCGGGACCUCCCUUCCAAACAGGGAGAACGGGAUUGCGGGAGACCUGGCCGAUCAGGACCUGGACCAGGAUAGCCCGUCCCUGAAACUGUCUCAGAACAUUGCCGUGCAGACGGACUUCAGGACUGCCGACUUGGAGGUGAACACCGAUCAGGAUAUUGAAAAGAAUUUGGAUAAGAUGAUGUCGGAGAGGACGCUGCUGAAAGAACGCUACCAGGAGGUGCUGGACAAGCAGAGGCAGGUGGAGAAUCAGCUCCAGGUGCAGCUGCAUCAGCUCCAGCAGAGGAGACAAGAGGAGAUGAAGAACCACCAGGAGAUCUUAAAGGCCAUCCAGGAUGUGACCCUCAAGCGGGAAGAAACAAAGAAGAAGAUGGAGAAGGAGAAGAAGGAGUUUCUGCAGAAGGAGCAGGACUUGAAAGCAGAGAUCGAGAAACUCUGCGAGAAAGGCAGAAGGUUACUGGAAAAGCAGAAGGAGAAGGAGAAUAAAAUUGAUUCUCUAAUCGCAGAGCAGGCUGAGGAAAAGGAGGUGUGGGAAAUGGAACUGGACAAGCUCAAGAACCAAGACAGCGAGAUAAACCGGAACAUCUUGGAGGAGACGGAGCGGGCCUGGAAGGCAGAGAUUUUGUCCCUGGAAAGUCGGAAGGAGCUGCUAGUCCUGAAGCUGGAAGAGGCGGAAAAAGAAGCGGAGCUACACCUCACCUAUUUCAAGUCAAUGGCCCCCACACCGGAGACCGUCCGAUCGAAGCAGGAGUGGGAGACGAGGCUGACCGGAGUCCGGGUGAUGAAGGAGAACGUCCAGGAUCAGUUCAACAAACACAUCCAACUGGUAAGGAACGGGGCCAAGCUGAGCAGCCUUCCACAGAUCCCCACCCCCACGCUCCCCCCGCCCCCGUCGGAGACAGACUUCAUGCUUCAGGUGUUUCAGCCCACCCCUUCCCUGGUUCCCCGGAUGCCCUUCUCCAUCGGGCAGGUCCCUACGGCCAUGGUCAUGCCCAGCGCGGACCCCCGCGCCCUCUCCUUCCCCAUCCUGAACCCUGCCCUCUCCCAGCCCAGCCAGCCCUCCCCGCCUCUGCCCGGCUCCCAAGGGAGGAACAGCCCCGGCCUGGUUUCUCUGGUCGGGGCCCACGGCCCCCACGCGGCCCCCGCCUCCUCCAUCCCGCCGCCCCCGGGGCUGGGCGGCCUCAAGACCCCCGCGGAGCCCCGCCGGCCCCAGCCAGUGGACAAGCUGGAGAAGAUCCUGGAGAGGCUGCUGGCCCGCUUCCCGCAGUGUAACAAGGCCCAGCUGACCAACAUCCUCCAGCAGAUCAAGACAGCCCGUACCACCUUGGCAGGCCUGACCAUGGAGGAGCUCGCUCAGCUGGUGGGUGCCCGCCUGGCAGAGCAGGAGCGGGCGGCAGCGGGCGCUCAGCCCCUUGGCAGGAUCAGAGCCCCGCUGUUCUCUCCUUCCCUGGCCCAGAUCAGUUCUCCCAUGUUCCUGCCCUCUGCCCAGAUGUCAUAUCCCGGGAGGACUUCACACGCCCCACCAGCCUGCAAGCUGUGUCUCAUGUGCCAGAAGCUUGUCCAGCCCAGCGAGGUCCACCCUAUGGCAUGUGCCCACGUGCUGCACAAGGAGUGCAUCAAAUUCUGGGCGCAGAACACCACCAACGACAGCUGUCCCUUCUGCCCGACUCUCAAGUGACGGCCGGGCCGGGCGGGCAGGAGUGGGUGGGGGCGAGAUUUCUAGAGCUCUCUAUAUUUAUACGGCGGCGCGUGCUCCCCUGCCAUGUACAUUUUUACCCUCUAGGCGACGUGUGUAUAGGAAGCAGAUUAGGUCCCAAUAAAAUGUGUAUAUUAUGCAGAAA